UGUUUGCCGUCUGUUCUAGCAGUCAGUUUGGCAGGACGAGACCAAGGUAGGGCGCCGGCGGUUGCGCGUCGGGAGUAAAGAGAAAUACCGUCUUCGUCGUAAAGGAGCCAGCCGUGCACCGCCUGCGGAUAGAUUCAGUGAACCUUGCAUUCUUGGGAGACGCCGGGCGAAAGGAUCUCAACUUUUCUGGAAUAAGCUGAGGAAUGUGGACUCAGGCAUAUUCUUCUGUCGAGUUUGUUGUUUCGCCGCCGAUUUUGAUUGAAAAUACUUUUACCAGGAAAGGUUGUCGUGAAAACGUAAAAGUUAGUCCGAUCAUGAGAGGGACAAAGCCAGGCGACGUGGGCGCGUAGACGGUUGAUGGACGUCUCACCGCGGCUUAUGACCAUUACUAAGAGGACAAAUUAACCAGCUUUCAGGAUGAAUACAACUUGGGAUUACGUUACGCUCGAUCCGAGCACCAUAACCGCGGAUUCAACGGAUUGGGAUGAUGAGAACAACUUAACGGAUCUCAACCACUACAUCCGUAAAAACACAACUGAAAAAGUGGCGAUAACUGACCACACUUGGCCCAUUUAUUCGGCCACUAUCAUCACUUGUCUCUACGUUUUCGUCAUCAUUUUCGCAAUCGGAGGAAACGCCGUGGUGUGUUAUGUUGUAUUGGGUUUCCAGAGAAUGCGGACAGUCACCAAUUACUUCAUAGUGAACUUAGCCUUCAGUGACAUAAUGAUGGCUAUCCUGUGCAUUCCUUUCUCUUUCGUUGCUAAUACCAUGUACACGUAUUGGCCAUUUGGGCCGGUGUUGUGUCCUGUUGUUACUUAUUGCCAAACCGUCUCAGUGUUCCUCAGUUGUUUAACACUUGUCGCUAUCGCUAUAGAUCGCUACGUUGCCAUAAUUCAUCCUCUAAAGCCAAGGCUAACAGUGAAACAAGCCUUUGUCGUGAUUGCGAUCAUCUGGGUUCUUGCUACGGGAGUUUCCUUACCAGUGGCAAUCCUCUCGCGGAUAGAAAGGCGAAAAGACCAUCGGAAAAUCUUUCGGGAUUAUUGCACGGAAAUCUGGCAAUCGUCUCAGCAGAAAUAUAACUACAGCCUCUCCAUCAUGUUAUUGCAGUACUUCAUUCCCUUAUCUGUUUUCGUGUGGACCUAUAUCAGGAUAGGCGUGGUGAUAUGGGUUAAGAAACCUCCCGGGGAGGCAGAGAAUAACAGAGAUCGACGAAUGAAUGCAUCAAAACGAAAGAUGAUCAAAAUGAUGAUGACGGUGGUAUUCAUCUAUGCUAUCUGUUGGCUACCAGUGCACACAAUCACCCUGGUCGGGGACUGGAAACCAUCUAUAUACGAUCUACCAGGAAUGAAUGCUGUCUGGGUAUUCUGCCAUUGGUUGUCCAUGAGUAACAGUUGUUACAAUCCAAUCAUUUACUGUUGGAUGAAUGCAAAAUAUAGGCAGGGAUUUAAAUAUGCUUUCCGUUGUUUCCCCUGCUGCAGGUCGUCUAUGGACCAAGAUAACGUGUGCAGUUACAACAGCAGAUACAACGCCAAUUCAACUUACGUCACAAACGCUCGCUCCAGCUUUGUCGUGAAUAAAAGAAAACAAAGAAAUAAUGUCGUAAACGACCAACCAUACGUUGUGAACUUUGAAAGUGAAGUAAGUAAUGAUUCAUAUCCCUUACGGAAACUCCCGAGUCCGGACUCUGAUAACGAAGACGAGGGUGGAACUUCUAACUGGGGACGAGCAAGUAGAUUCUACUUGUCACCUCAUUGAUCGCUUAUCGAAGACAAUGAGGUUCUUAUCGUCUGUAAAAGUGUCAACAACUACAAAAAACAAGUUGUUCUUCAAACCUUUUAAAACCUCGAAAUAGAAACACUUUUUGUAUGGUUUAUAACUGACAUGUUACAUCAUGAAGAUCUCAUGCCAUGAUGUAAAUGUCGGACAUGAUUGUGUAAAAAACGGUAUUGAAUUUAGUGCAUCAGUUUGUAACAUAUCGUUUGAAGUAGCUAUGGGCUAGACUGUACAUAUAACCAUGGUAACCACCAUUUGUGAAGACAGGCUAGGCCUGAAUCCGACAUCUGUACUUUUGAUACACCCUGUGAAUUUAACUUUUUCACUCAUUUCAAUAACCAGUUGCCGAACUUUCCAAUUCUUUGAUAAUGAUUGUGUCGUGUCCUGCACUGAAUAAAUGGGUACAUGUAUCCGAAAACACUGGACACUGGAGAGGGUCAUCGUCCUCUCUGGAUCAAUCCUCGCAUCUGCAUCAGUGCUGAUCACAGCCCGUGGCCAUGGCUUCCAUGUGUACUGUUUGUAAGAUUAAUGUUAUGUUAGAAUUCGCCGGAGUAUGAAGUAAUUGAAGUACUUGAACCUAAAGUAAUAUCCAGGUGGCGGAGAAAGAUGCGAUGACUCUCUCCAGUGCCGAGUGUCCAGGGUUAUCGAAUACCCGAAUAAAUGUGAGAGUGCGAAUUGUUUGUUUUUUCAUUAGGAAUUCGCGGUUACAAGAUGUUUCAGCCAAAUGAUGUGCGUAAAGGUACAUGUCUGAACGUAACCCCUGUACAUCCGUAGGCCUACAUCAGUCCAAAAAGAUUCAUAGUU
Messenger RNA from Lineus longissimus, 2577 nucleotides. Its product is annotated as RYamide receptor-like. The record is from RefSeq and is a predicted model, not a curated record. NCBI's taxonomy places the organism in Eukaryota, Metazoa, Nemertea, Pilidiophora, Heteronemertea, Lineidae. Gene Ontology annotation, cellular component: plasma membrane; neuron projection. Gene Ontology annotation, molecular function: neuropeptide binding; neuropeptide Y receptor activity. Gene Ontology annotation, biological process: G protein-coupled receptor signaling pathway. The coding region runs from base 418 to 1755 and encodes 445 amino acids. The transcript is spliced from 3 exons.